GGUGCCGGCGCCGCUGCCUAGUCCGCCCGUCCGUGCAGCCGCGGCGGGGGCCGCGAUGUUGGCCGACAGCCUGGUGGAGGAGUUCGAGAUCCGCGAUGAUGAGCCCUGGUACGAUCAGCAGGACCUGCAGCAAGAUCUGCAUCUUGCUGCUGAGCUUGGGAAGACGUUAUUGGAUCGUAACACAGAACUGGAGGAAUCUUUGCAGCAAAUGUAUGCAACCAAUCAAGAGCAACUACAAGAGAUAGAGUACCUUACAAAGCAAGUGGAGCUCUUACGUCAGAUGAAUGACCAGCAUGCAAAGGUUUAUGAACAGCUGGAUGUUACAGCAAGAGAACUGGAAGAUGCUAAUCAAAAACUAGUUGUGGAUAGUAGGGUGUCACAACAAAAGAUAUUAAGCCUGACAGAGACUAUUGAAGGUCUGCAAACCCAUAUAGAUGACCUUCAGAGACAAGUGGAGGAAUUGAAGAAAUCUGGACGAGGUCAUAUGAACCAUGAGCGAUCUGAGCAGCCACGAUCAGUGCACAGCUUCUCAUGUUUGAAGGAGCUGUAUGACCUUCGCAAGUAUUUUGUUUACGAUCAUAUUUUUGCAGAAAAAAUUACUUCAAUGGAUAGUCAGCUGAGUCCCAUAGAAGAAGAAAAUGAGAACUUAAAAAAGGCUUUGACUGUAUUACAAGCCCAACUUAAUCUGGAAAAGGAGAAAAGAGUGACUAUGGAAGAGGAAUAUCAACUUAUGGUAAAGGAGAACUGUGACCUUGAACAGAGGCUGGUUGAUAAAGACUUAUACCGGGCUCGGGCAGAAGAGCUUGAAUUAGAAGUGGCUGAAAUGCGGCAGAUGUUUCAGUCUGAAAACACAUUUGUCAACAGCAUGGAGAAUCUAGUUCCAGAAUCAUUUUUUAUUUCAUUUAAAGAGUCUUUAGAAAGGGAAAUUAAUCAAAGCCCUUCAGAGGAUGCAUCCUUGACUGUCCCCCAGCUUGAUAAAAGGGCCCUAAAAAGAAGCAACAGUGAGACCUUCCUAAGCAGUGCUGCAGGAGGAGACCUUCUAAAGGGCCAUGAAGAAACCUGUAUUAGAAGAGCUGAAGCUGUGAAGCAGCGAGGCAUCUCCUUGCUUAAUGAAGUGGACGCUCAGUAUAAUGCUCUGAAGGUUAAGUACGAGGAACUUCUGAAGAAGUGUCAAAUGGAUGAAGAUUCUUUGAAACAUAAGGCUGUACAAACCUCAAAACCGUAUUCCAAAGACACUAGUGUGGGGAACAUCCAGUCUGACCGUUCAGCUACUGAUCAAGAGCAUGGAAAUAUUGAGCUAACGGGCUCACCCACAAAUGCUAUACCUGAAUAUAAAGCUCUCUUUAAGGAAAUUUUUAGUUGUAUCAGAAAAACAAAGCAAGAAAUAGAUGAACAUAGAACAAAAUAUAAGCGUUUCUCUUCUCAGCCCUAACACUUGUUUGUAUUAACUAUGCUGAUGACCUGUUUUCCCACUGAAAAGUUCUGUAUUAGUCCAGAAGGGAAACAUUAAGGGUCCCUCUGGUGUUUGUAUGUAUCUUGUUGUCACAUGUGUACUCCCUUCAACUUGAAUGUAUGUUCACUUUACUUGUAAAUAUGUAUGAUAUGGUCAACCCAUUAGUCAGUUGUAUUCUCUGUGCACGCAAUGACCCCUACUACACAGUAAAAGUUAUUGUUCAGUGGUAGUUGUUGGCAGUCUUAAAAGUAGAAAUUUGGCUUAAUUUUUGCAUACUACGUUUGUCCUCUCCACAGCAGCAAUUGACAAUCUAGCUCACUAUGCCCAGUAUACUACAGAAGCUGUAGACCUAAGGAGAAAUGAGUGUAUUAUACUUUUUCCACUGUGGGAAAUUUGGAGUAAAUUUUUUCCUUACUUCACAAACCAAAAAGGUUUUGUUCAGUCUUAGCCUUGUGGCUAUUUUUGUGUAUUAAAAUCCACCUGUGGGAAACCUCUGCUUCAGACUGAAAUUAGUAGUCAGUCUAAACGGAUGUGCCCUGGCAGAGAUGAGUGGAAACUGGCACAGCAGCCUGUAUUAGGCUUAAUUUAAGCCAGUUUUUCAUACCAAGUUUUCAUAUGCACUAAACUCUUUCCCCUUAGCAUAAAUGUCUUUAUAUUAAAAAUGGAUUAGGUGUAAAGGUAUGAAUAUUUGAGAGAGUUCAAUGUUUAGGGCACUCUUAAGGCAAGAUACUGUGAACUAUGUAUAUUGUCACUGAUCUACUGUUCCUUAGUGGUACUCCUAAAAGUGCAUUUUUGUCAUGUGAUAAGAUGGAAUGUUACAAUUUGUGGUAGCUUUGUUGUGGAGGAAUGGCUUUCUUUAGUCUAUAAAGCCUCCUACUCCAAGUGUUUUAAAGGAGACCGGACAAGUAAGUUUAUCAGAUGAUGGUGUUCAUCACUUUACACCAUUUUAGCUCAAGUAUGUGUAGACCUAUUUAGUAUCAGCAGUAAAAACAAAAACCACCCCAAAACACCUCUUUAAGAACCAGAUUACAACAUGUAAGAGAUGAGGCCAAGGUGUAAUUAAACCCUCCUUGCUCCUUCCUCUCUUUCCAUCCCUCCUUCCCAAUAAAAUAAAGAUUGCAGGACCAACUUCAGCUAAUGAAAAUGAAGAAUAUGGAUGACCACUACAUCAAAUGGGAGGAGGAAAGGCAGGAGAAUGGUAAAGGCUGAGAAACCAAGAAGGAAUGGAAGCCAGAUAACCAGCACUAAAAGGUGAUCUGAUAAUUUUACAAGAGUAGCAAUGCGCUUAACUCUUUAAAGUGUCGAGUGUUCAAGUCAAUGUUUGCUAUGGAUAAACAUCUGUCUACUUGAGUUGCGUAGGUAAAUCAAACUGUUGGCACAUGAUGUUAAGAAACUUUACAGCUGUCAUUAUAAAUUCUUGUCUGCCUCGUGUACAAUGUAAGUUAGUCUUCAGUUAUUUUAUACUUGUCCUUCAGUAAGACGGUAUUGAGUUUUACAGGUUAGACACUUACACUGUAAACAGUUGUGUACUGAAAUAGGGGUUUGUUUAAAAAAAAAUUAUAAAUACUUUUCCAAAAGGCAAAAAUCCCCACAGCUAAAGUUACUGGGUAUGUGCUGCUAAUUUUGUUCAAAUGUGUGAAACUACCACUAAUGCAAAGAAGAAGUUCUUAAAGUAAGUGUGCAUGGCAUCUUCAUUUAUAUAUAGAUUCACCUCCCACUCCCAGCAGGGAUUUCACAGACUUGCUGGCCUAUACUGCCCUUGCUUAGAUGAAAAAACUAAUUAGGGAACUAAAUUAAAGACUUGGGAGGGGGGGUAGACUAAUCUCUCCUUUUCCUCUCCCACAUUCCAGUUCCCUCUAGGUGAGAGAGCUGCUUCCCUGUACCUGUUCCUCUGAUAUCAGCUCCCUUUAACUUGCAUGUUGCUUGGCUUUCCUGUACCCUUGGGGAUGGCGGUCUGUUUCCUCUGCUCAUUAUG
This is a messenger RNA of Chrysemys picta bellii (western painted turtle), 3428 nucleotides long. It is a transcript of the gene CDR2, whose product is annotated as cerebellar degeneration related protein 2. NCBI's taxonomy places the organism in Eukaryota, Metazoa, Chordata, Testudines, Emydidae. The record is from RefSeq and is a predicted model, not a curated record.